AUGGGCCCAAAUCCUUUUAGGCUUUUUGAUAUUUAUCUUCAUAAUCCAAGUGUAAAGUGGGAUGACAUUAUCGGAUUAGAUGCAGCGAAACGGACUAUCAAAGAAGCUGUUGUUUAUCCAAUUAGAUAUCCACAACUAUUCACUGGGAUAUUAUCACCAUGGAAAGCCCUUUUACUUUAUGGGCCUCCGGGUACCGGUAAAACAUUAUUAGCAAAGGCGGUCGCCACUGAAUGUAAUACAACAUUUUUUAAUAUAUCAGCUUCAACAAUUGUCAGUAAAUGGAGAGGUGAUUCGGAAAAGUUAGUUAGAGUACUGUUCGAAUUGGCACGGUUUCAUGCACCGUCCACGAUAUUUUUGGAUGAAUUGGAAUCGAUCAUGAGUCAACGUGGUGGUGGAAACCCCGGCGGUGAACAUGAAGGAAGUCGUCGCAUGAAAACAGAAUUACUCGUCCAGCUAGAUGGACUAUCAAAAUCCGAUGAUUUAGUUUUUCUUCUCGCUGCUUCUAACCUACCAUGGGAACUUGAUCAUGCUAUGUUAAGACGUCUAGAAAAACGUGUUCUGGUCGAUUUACCAAUAACUGAAGCGAGACAAGCACUCUUUCAACAAUUUCUACCUCCAACAGUGAUACGUGAACCAAAUGGACUUGUUUUAUUCUCCGACUUAGAUUAUGCUCGUCUGGGCGAUUGUACAGAAGGCUAUUCCGGUGCUGAUAUCAAACUUGUCUGUAAAGAAGCAGCUAUGAAUCCAGUACGUAAAGUAUUCGAUGUAUUAGAAAAUCUUCAAGAUGGUGCACGUAUUCAACUUGAUUCAAUAAAAACGACCGAUGUUGAAAAAGUUUUAUCGACAACAAAACCAUCAGCACGGGCAUUCAAAGAUAAAUAUACACAAUGGCAAAAAGAAUAUGAAAGUGUAUGA
This is a messenger RNA of Didymodactylos carnosus, 915 nucleotides long. Lineage: Eukaryota; Metazoa; Rotifera; Eurotatoria; Philodinida; Philodinidae. The record is from the annotation of a GenBank genome assembly.